GUAAAGACAGAAGGCUUAUCGCUUGCAGGGGGGCACUACACUUACUGGAACAGCAAGUCCAUGAAUUAUGUACGUACGUUGGUAAUGCUUGAUUCCUACACAUGGCUCUGCAGUGGCCCAGAGUGAAUCAGUGAGGGAAGCGGUUGGCAUCGUUUCUCUGGCAUCGCUACAGCACAGGACGGUUGUACACACACAGCCAGAGCUGUGACAGUCAGUGAGGUUGGUCUGUUGCACAUGGAUCUACUUUAGAGGGACACUACAAUAAGGAUGGCUUUGAUACUGCACCUCAAAUAUGCAGAAAAUUUACGGGGGAAAGCGGAUCGCCUUGCCAAAGUAUCAUUCCGAGGUGUGUCCCACUACACAAGAACCCAUGAGAACUCAGAAGACACAUGCCUGUUUGAUGAGUCAUUUGAGUGGCCAGUGGCUCGUCCUAUUGAGAGUGAGGAGGUUAUUGACAUUCAGGUCUUCAACUACAACAAAUACCUCAGUAACAGACUGGUGGGGACCUUCCGGAUGAUACUGCAGGAACUCAUUGAAGUUGGCAAUGUCAAGAUAUCAGACUCGCUGCUGGAUGCAAACAAUGUGGUUAUGCGAACAACACUGACCUUUGAAUUGACGUAUAAUGCCCCAGAUGGAAGCGUCGGGAUGUGGCAGAAGGGAGGGUUCGAGAAACUGAAGAGUGAUGAGCUUCGACGACCAUUGUCAGAGGACGAGAGGAAUCAGAUGAACAUCCAGAAAUCUGACAAUGAGCUUCAUCCUCCAGACUCUGAUUCUAUCAAGUCAUCACCCUCCAAGAGCUCAUUCAAAGGUUCCAGACUCAGUCUGGCAUCAAAGGCAUCAUCUGGACGAGCAAAAUCACCCAAAAACCCGAAGAACCUGACAUCUGUAGUGAAGAUGAUGAUGAGCAAGAAGCAAGAUGAUGAUAAACAGGCACUCAUUGAUGAUCUGGACUCAGAUUCCCAUGAUCUGGAUGCGAAGGCGGCAGAGGUGGCCUCCAUGUUGGCAUCUACGGCACAGGAGCGACUCAUGGAUGACAGUCAGAGCAUAGACAGCCAAGGCUCCACCAUCACAAUGUCAGGCACCGGCAAAAAGAUGAGGUCUCGAGUCAUUCCAGAUGCUCCCACUCUCAAGAGCCAAGAUUUCCAAGUGUGUAUCACAAUUAUUGAGGCCCGUCAGCUGGCAGGGUUGAACAUGGACCCUGUAGUGUGUGUCCAGGUGGGGGACCAGAAGAAGUUCACCAGUGUCAAGGAAUCCACCAACUGCCCAUACUACAACGAGUAUUUUGUCUUUGAUUUCCACCUGCCUCCUGUGAUGCUGUUUGACAAGAUUGUCACUCUGACGGUGCUACAUUCUCGUAACUUCCUCCGUUCGGGCACCAUUGUAGGCAGUUUCAAGUUAGAUGUCUCCACAAUAUACAUGGCACCUGACCACCAGUUUUACCACAAGUGGGCCAUGCUGACAGAUCCGGAUGACAUUAAUGGUGGAGUGAAGGGUUACCUGAAGUGUGACAUUGCUGUCAUUGGCAAAGGGGACUCCGUGAAGAUAAGGCGAAGCUGCGUUCCCCCAAAAUCUGACAAAGAUGAAGAUGACAUUGAAGCGAAUCUGUUGCUGCCGGAUGGUGUUCCCGCUGACCGACAACGAGCCAAGUUCUUUGUGAAGGUGUACAGAGCAGAGGGUUUGCCCAAGAUGAACACUGGCAUCAUGGCAAAUGUCAAGAAAGCCUUCACCGGAGAGAGCAAGGACCUUGUGGAUCCCUAUGUUGAGGUCUCCUUCGCUGGCCACAAGGGUCGAACAUCACUCAAGAAAGGAUCCUAUGAACCUGUUUGGAAUGAGCAGGUUGUGUUCACCGAGAUGUUCCCUCCCUUGUGUAGACGCAUCAGAAUACAACUGCGAGACAGUGACAGCGUCAAUGAUGAUAUCAUUGGCACUCACUUCAUUGAUCUGUCACACAUAUCGAAUGAAGGAGAGAAAGGUUUUCUGCCAACCUUUGGACCUUGCUGGGUGAACCUGUAUGGUGCCACCCGCUACUACCAGCUCCUGACAUCACAGACUCACCUCAACGAUGGAUUAGGUCAGGGUGUGUCAUUCAGGGGCAGAUUACUCAUAGCAAUAAAGAUGGAGAUCCUGGAGAGCAUGGAGAGUGGACCUGCAACGGUGGAUGUAGAAAAUGCCCUACCAAUCUCUGAGAAUGCAGCAGGUAGACCAGAGGAGUACUUCCUGUAUGGCUGCUUCCUUGAAGCAUCUAUGAUAGAGAAGAAAGUGGGGGACAAACCUGUGCACUUUGAAAUCAGUGUUGGUAAUGCAGGCAAUGUCUUGGAUGGUUACAACCCACCCAGUCGCAACAGUCGUAGCAGCAGUGACAGUGAUGAACCUGUGCAAGACAGUGAUUCUGAAGAUGAAUCUGGUUCUCGCAUGGAGAUCCCCAAGUGGCAGAGUAUGACCCCAGGGACCAAGCCAGUGACCCGGGACAAGUGCUACUACCACCUUCCCUACUACGAGGACAAGCCAUGUGUGUACAUCAAGGAGCUGUUUGAAGACCACCGCAGGAGGAUGUACAACUGCAACAUCAUAGAGAAAGUUGUUGAGAAACUGGAAGCUGGCAUCACCGAGGUGCAGGACAUGAUCAAGUCGGAGACACCCUUCCCUGAGCGGCGCCUGAGGGGUGUGUUUGAGGAGCUGGGACAGGGGUGCUCCAAGUUUGUGUCUCUGGUGAAGGGCACAGCAGGGGGGUCGGCAGCCAAGACUAAGCUGGACAAGGAGAGGCACAAGCUCUUAGUCAGAGAGAUGGAUCAACAGUCCACUCUGGCCAGAACAAUGAAGGCCACUGUAACCAAGACCAAUAUGAGGGAAAAGAUGCGCAGUGCAAACCAGUACCUCUCCAAACUGCGUAAUCUCAUGAAUGAGCCCCAGCAUGCAGUGCCCGACAUGUUUGUGUGGAUGAUCGCUGGACAGAAGCGUGUUGCAUACCAGCGGGUGAAAUCUCGGGACAUCAUCUACUCCAUUGUGGAUGAGGAGAGGGGCAAAUUCUGUGGCAAGGUCCAGACAAUGCUUCUCAGGCUGCCAGGGAAGAAGGCAGAGGGCCAGGCCGGCUGGAACAUCCAGGCCAAGCUACAGCUGUACCUGUGGCUUGGGCUGACCAAACACAAGAAGGACUAUCUGAAGGGCCUUCCAGGAGGCUACGAGGAGACCAAGCCUCUCAAGCUGUCCUGCAAACCUCAGGGAUACCCACCACCUUUUGUGCACUACAAAGAAAAGCAGGUGUUCCAACUGCGCUGUCACAUGUACCAGGCAAGACAGCUGAUUGGUUCAGAUGCUUCUGGGUUGUCUGAUCCAUUUGCACGUAUUGCUUUUGCUGACCAGAGUGCAUGCACUCAGGUGAUUGAGGAGACCCUGAGUCCCACUUGGGACGAAAUGCUCAUCAUCAAGGAGGUGGAGGUGUAUGGGCUUAUGGAGGAGAUUGUGGAUGACCCACCAACCAUCGUUGUGGAAAUAUUUGAUCAAGACAAAGUGGGAAAAUCUGAGUUCAUUGGCAGAGCCCUUUGUAAACCUGUGGUGAAACUGAGCAAUGAGAAGUAUGACGGGCCCAAGUUCCCCCCUCGCCUGGAGUGGUGGGAUGUGAGGCGUGGUCCGGACGAGGCAGGAGAGCUGCUGUCAGCGUUUGAACUCCUACAGAUAAAACACAAGGCCAAAGGCAAUCCGAGUUACCCAUUUGAUGAGCGUGACCUACGGAGUGCCUAUCGUACCCCGCUAUAUGCCAGGAAGACAUUGGCACCAUUUGGUGACAGGACUGGCCAAGACCUCCCCCCAAUGGAGCUGCCGAAUCAGGACAAAGACAGAGGACCAAUAAUGCCUGUUCCAAAGGGCAUCCGACCAAUCCUCAGCAAGCACAGAGUUGAGGUGCUGUUCUGGGGGGUGAGGGACCUGAAGCGUGUGCAGCUGCAGACUGUGGAUCACCCCCGGAUUGAUGUUGAAUGUGCAGGCCAUGUCCUCCAGUCUUCUAUCAUCCUCAACACCAAGAAGAAUCCCAACUUCAACAUUCCAGUCAAGUACUUUGAUGUGGAACUGCCAGAGAAUGAGAUGUACUGUCCACCUAUUUCAAUCCGGUGUGUUGACUGUCGAAGUUUUGGCCGCUUUGUGCUUGUGGGUACACACGUCAUCAGCAACAUCCACAAGUUUAUGUUUGUGCCCACCACCAAGAAGGCCAAGAACGUUCUCCAGAAGCUCUUCCCAGGUGAUAAAACAACAGAGAGGUCAACCCUUCCUACUGGGGUACUUGAAGCCCUGCCCACAGCAGCUCCAGCCCAACCCACCAUCUUGCUUGACGUCCACAUGCUUGAUGUGCCCCUCAAUAAACCUAUGCCAGAAACUUCAAAUCAAACCACUCUGGAUGUCCCGAGUAAAGGAAUUGAUGCCACCAAGGUCAUCAGGACAGGGCAGGUUUCUGUGAAGGCAAACGAUGUCGCCAUCACUAUCAACGAAUCUCAGCCCCUUAUUAAAAAGGAACAUCUUAUCACAAUCAACACAGGAGAUGUACCAAGUGCCAAGGACCUGAAGACAGCUGAAAACAGGAAGAAGAAGCGUCAGUCCAUCGAUGAUGAUGAGCCAGAUAUGGAGAGCCUUGAUUGGUGGAGCAAGUAUUUUGCCUCAGUGGAAACCAUGAUACGCGCCCCAAGAAAAGAUUCAUGGUGUGAGGACCAUGAGAAGCUGCGAGAUGAUGGCGACCUGGACAUGGAGAACAAGUCCUCCCAACAACCACAACAAUCUACCACUCCCUAUGGCGCCAUUCCUAAUGGGGAGACAGCACAGGAUGAUGACACAGACCCAAAACAUGCUAAAAAGAUGGAGAAAGAAUUGAAGAAGAUGGAAAAGAAGGAGGCUGGAGAUAAGAAGACACUGAAGGGGACUGCAAAAGCUGUCAGCCUGGCAAAGCAGCUCUCACCUAAAACCCAAAGCAAGAAGGACAAACUGCUCAACUCGACAUCACAGCUCAAGUUCCAUGGUUUUGUAAACAAGUUGAUGAGAAGAGAGUUUGAGGAGGAGGCAAAAGAAGAGAAAAAACAAGAUGUGGAGGGUAUCUUUGAGGUUUUUCCCAAUGAACUUGAGAAUCAGUCGGAGUUUGAAGGUUUCCGUGAAUGGCUUCACACAUUUGAGUUGUACCGUGGCAAAAAGACAGGGGACGAGGAGGCAGAUGAGAGCAGAGUGGUCGGCAAGUUCAAGGGUUCCUUGAAGAUCUACAAGUACCCCCUUCCCCAGGACAUUGAAGACACAACCAUCACAGGAGGCGACCCUGCCUUUGGUCUGUUUCAGGGGCUGCCCAGCAAUGACCCGAUCAAAGUUCUUGUCAGGGUCUAUGUAGUAAAGGCCAAUGAUCUUCACCCUGCUGACAUUAAUGGCAAGGCCGAUCCCUACCUGAUCAUUAAGCUGGGGAAAACUACCAUCAAUGACAAAGAAAACUACAUCUCUAAACAGUUGAAUCCUGUCUUUGGAAAGUGUGUUGAGAUUGAGGCCACGUUCCCCAUGGAGUCCCUGUUGUCGGUGCAAGUGUUUGACUGGGACCUGGUUGGAAUGGAUGACCUCAUAGGAGAGAGCAAGAUUGAUCUGGAGAACAGGUUCUACAGUCGGCAUCGGGCCACUUCUGGACUGGCUCACAAAUAUGAACUGCAUGGCUACAAUGCAUGGCGGGACCCCCAGAAACCAACCCAGAUCCUGCUGAAGAUGUGUAAGGAUGGCAAGGUGGAUGGUCCACAUUAUCAGGCUGGCAAGGUCAGGGUCGCAAACAGGAUCUUCACAGCACCCCUCGAGAUCGAAGAUGAAAAUGAUGAAGAUGAGGAUAGGAGACCCAAGAACAAACGCAGACAAUCUAAGGGUGUGAAGAAGGCAACGGAUGAGCAUCUUGCUCUGGCAGUGUUAAACCACUGGGAGGAGAUCCCCAAAGUCGGCUGUAAACUGGUGCCUGAACAUGUGGAGACCCGACCUCUCUACAACCCAGAGAAACCUGGCAUUGAACAGGGCAAGAUUGAGAUGUGGGUGGAUAUGUUCCCCAUGGAUAUGCCCUGUCCUGCUGCACCGGUGGACAUCUCCCCACGAAAGCCUAAGAGCUAUGAACUCCGCUGCAUCAUCUGGAACACUGAUGAUGUUGUGCUGGAAGAUGAUGCCUUCUUCACAGGAGAGAAAAUGAGUGACAUCUAUGUUAAAGGCUGGGUGAAAGGUUCAGAUGACAUGCAGAGUACAGACAUUCACUACAGAUCUCUGACAGGUGAGGGCAACUUCAACUGGAGGUUUGUGUUCCCCUUUGACUACCUGGUUGCUGAGGAGAAAAUUGUCAUCUCACGGAAAGAGACAUUGUUUUCCUGGGAUGAGACAGAGUCUAAGAUACCUGCCAGACUCAAUCUGCAGGUCUGGGAUGCCGACCACUUCUCAGCUGAUGAUUUUCUAGGUUCCCUGACUUUGGACAUGAACCGUUUUCCACGAGGAGCAAAAUCAGCAAAGCAGUGUUCGUUAGACAUGCUUAAGACUGACGGAAGUGUACCACAAAUGUCACUCUUCAAACACAAAAGGGUCAAGGGAUGGUGGCCCUUCGCUGUCAAGAAUGAGUCAAAUGAUGAAUUAGAGCUCACGGGGAAGGUAGAGGCAGAGCUGCAUCUGCUGUCUGUAGAGGAGGCAGAGAAACACCCAGCAGGACUUGGGCGGAAUGAGCCGGACCCACUCGAAAAACCAAACCGACCUGACUCAUCGUUUAUCUGGUUCCUCAAUCCACUCAAGUCCAUCCGCUACAUUUUGUGGCACAACUACAAGUGGGUCAUCUUGAAGGUGUUCAUCGUUCUCCUUCUGUCUGCCAUACUGGUCCUCUUCUUCUACUCCAUGCCUGGUUACACAGUCAAGAAAAUGUUUGGAGCUUGAUAACUGGUCACUUACCAGCAAUCAGUUGAUUGGCUGAAGGCUACUGCAGUCUAGAAGAUUUCUGGUAGCCUUUAGUCAAUCAAUUCAAUACUGGAUUGUGGCUGGAUGACUGAAAGGUGCCAUUGACCUUUCAUUGGAUGGAUCUCAGGCAUUUGAACUUAAUCUGGACCAAUUAAAUCAGUGAGCAAUGUAUGAGAGUGGUUGAUUUGAAGAGAAAGCUGUCUGUGAUUGGUUGAAUACAACUGUGAUUGUAAGCUUGCUAUAGCAUUUUCAACCAGUGCAUCUGUGUAUGCUUUGGCAAUUUUACCACAAUCAGCAUGGUAUCAGUUAAUGGCAGAUGCUUUGGAACUGAUUGGUUGAAAUAAUGAAAACUGGCAUCUGAUUGGCUGCAUUGGUGCAUAAAGUGUUGUCAUGACAAUAAGAAUGAUGUUUCUGAAUAGGUGGAACUGUUUACAUGUAGCAGUUGUGAGUUUGGUUCACAUCACAUGAUCUACACAGUUUUAUUCUAUUUCCAAAAGCAGUGACUCACAAGUAGGUUGUAGAUACCUUGGACCCUUAGUUCCAGCCAACAUCAGAAAUAUCACAGCAGUAGAACACACAAUGGUCACUUGGAUUCCUGUCAGUUGUAAUUGUUCAAAUGUAUUAAACACGGAGGGAUUUUUUUAACCUAAGUACAGAGAUGCUGUUCUGAAGAUGUAGUAAUUUUCUGAGAUGUGAACUUACCUUGUGAGAGGUCCUUGGUUACAGCAGCAUCACUGCUCACCCACAUCAUCUAUACAAUGUUGGGAACACCACCCAAGUCUGUGCAAUAACAUCUUAAUAUUGUUGUUGUCUGUCUUCUUGCCACCUAUAUCUUCUGUGAAGUGCAUGACAAAAUGUCAUAUCAUGUAUAAAGAUUAACAGCUGUGUACAGUUUGCAGGAGUUCAGAUUGUUUAGUUGUCACACUCAAUCAAGGAUUAGAGAAUGUACUUUAUUGACCAUUUGUGCCAAAAGUGUUCCUGAUCUUAUGCCUUGUAAGGAAUGUAUCAGUACUGAAUCAGAACCAAGACAGUCUCAGUAUUUCACUUAAAUGUAUUGUUAAAUUAAUUUACACAUUCAAACUGUUUCAAUCAAAAUAUGUAAUUCAAUAUGUUCUUGGAUAGGUUAAGUCUUUGAUCAUUGUACUAAUUUACACUAUGAUAACACUUCACCAGUACCUUACAUCACAUCAAUUUUAGAUGUCAUAAAACACAGAAUUUAUUUUUUAAAUAUCCUCGAGUGAAUAAGAAUACGUUACUUGAAAUAGUAAAUUGGAAGCUGUUAAUUUGUACUUGUUCCAAAACAAAAUAAAUAUCAUCCCAUUAAUGCAGUCAUGUACCGGUACAUCAUUUAUUUAAAAGCAUUGUUGAGAAAUGUAUUUUCUUUUUUUUCCAAAAUCAUUGUACCCUUGAUUGAGUGUGCGCAGAUAUCAAACCUGUUCACAGAGGAUAAAGAUUGUUUGACUUAUAUAGAUCCACAUAGUUUAGACAUUGCACAGAGGAACUUUUCAAAGCAUUCCUACUCUAUAUUGUAUAAAUGUACAAAGCAUGUAGUCAGGUAGUUUUUUGUCCCCAUUCUCAAUGUCUGCAUGGAAGUACAACCCCUUACAGUGUUCAUACUGAUGACACAUAAUGUCCAUGGGACUUGUUGAUCUGAGUGAUCCAGACUUGGUUAUGUUAUACUCUUCAUGUAAAAAUAUGAUUCCAUGUCUACCUGUUUCCUCAAUGUUUAUGUACAUUAAUAUAAUUGCUCUGAUAUAUUUCUAAGGCCACAAUGUUUUGCCAAAGAUAGUUUCUUUGUAUAGGAUUGGAAACUGAGUACAGUCUACUCUCGAUAAGUAGGUUCCACAUUAUUAGAAAAUCUGGACGACUAGAAACUUUAUAUAUGGGGCAUGGAUGGCCCUGUUGUACACUGGAAGACACUGGAAUUUGCUGUGAAGAGUUGCAUCCCUUAGGUGUACCAGAAUCCUAUCGUGGGUUAGAAACCCGGAUUCAUCCUGAUUAUGUUUCUAGGUUUGUCACCACCAUACCCAUGGGUUUUACUAUUGAGGUAAAUGUCUAAGACCUACAUCACUUAGGACGUUCCAUUCAGAGGACAUACCUGAAUAUAAGUAAACUACUGUUCAAGCUGUGUUAAGCCCCACCCAUUGACUCACACACACAUCACAUGUAUUUAUCUAUAGAUAGAUGUUCUGGAACACUGACUCACUAUCCAUAGAAAAUUUGAUCGUUUAACUCGACUGGAAAAUAUUGAAGAACAGUGCAGUGACUGAUAGCUACUGACUGCACCUGGAUCACCACACACGUUACACUCCCUUGUUGUCACUUAUUGCUCAUUGCUGUAAGCAGUAUGUAUUUAUAUAAUGAAUUAAUUGUUAUCAGAAUGUGCAAUUGUUAAGCAUAAAUUCCCUUUGUUUAUUUUAUCAACAGGUCUAAUAAUAUGAUAGGUUGUUGUAGAUAAAAAAAACCUGUUGGAAUCACUAGGGUGGGACAAGCAAUAUUCCAGAUCAGUAGAUACUUUGGGUCGGCCCCACUUAAGGAGAAUCGACUGUACAAGUAAAUGUAAUGUUUUAAGUUUCAUCUUUUCUUAAAUUUGACAUCAAGACCUAGGACAUAAUUCUAUUUUACCAAGACUUUCCAAUUCCCUGUAGAGGCUUCAGGUAGACUUUCAGGUGUACGUAAGUAGGCCAUACAUUCAAGUGCUUCUGUGAUGCAAACACUCUAGUUUGGCUAAUUGUACUUAUUGAGGCACACUGCAAUGCAUGAUGAAAGACAACAGCUGCUUAAUUCAGGACAUUUUAUUUAAGCUGCUACACAUCGAUAGUCCUUGCUUACUAGUUGCUGUGAAGUUGCAACACAUCAUGAAGCUAGAAUGGUCACUGCAGUUAAACAACAUAUAUCUUACAAUCAAUGUUCCAAAUAAGCACCUGCCAAUAGUUUCAAAUUUGUAUGGUCCUUAUGGCCUACAGUAAAUUUAAGUGUUGAUUUAUCUGUAUAAGCUUUAGGGUUUUUUAAAUGGGUACCCAAAGAGUUUAGUCCUGCAGCUUCUUAAGUCUAUGGGUCCUGAUGGCAGCCUGGCAAACUGUUUUUGUUUCAAACACUGCUUACAAUGUAUAUUUUUUUCCUUACACUUGCAAAUAUCAAACUUUAAAGCUUAGAUGUCCAUGAAACUUCUUGUCAUAUGUUAUGGAAAUAUUUUUGACAUUUCCAGAAAGAUGUAUUAUUUUGAGUAUAUACAACCAGGUAUGAGCAUCUUGAGACCAUCUUGCAUUCAUAUGUGACCUGUUUCAUUUAAGGGUGAAUACAUUCCAGGAAAUGUUUACGAAGAGCAACAGUAUGAUAAAUCUAACAACAUAGAUGAAUUAGUACUUCUAUAGUAAACUGGUGUAAUGUUUCCUUUUUGAGGAGUAAAACACUAUUCCUAGAACAUGCCAGUUACUUCAACCAUGGCAUGGCAGAAAUUAGAAGAUGCAAUUUUAAUACCAUUCUGAAAAAAUGUUUUGCAACAAGAACAUACGUAAAAUACUGUCUGAAAUGCUAAAAAAAAUAUUUUUGUCUGUUAAAAAAUGGUUUCACAGAUUUUCACAUAUUGAGUAAGUCCAAUGAGGGAAAGAGACUAUAGAAAUAUGCACAUAUUCUCUGACUCUGUUAUAAUCAUCAUAAUGUUGUCUGUGCAAAUACAUGGGCCAGUGUGAGUUCAUUAGCGGGGGACAGGUGUUAGGUAAUUAAUUACCUCAGGCUAUAGGCCCUUCAUGCAUGCAUGACAACACACGAAUAUUUAUUAUCACUUUACCUAUUCAAGUACCUAUUUAGGCUAUCACAGUGUCAGUUAGGAAAGACUAAAUUAGGUGGAUUUGCAUUAUUAUGAUAUACCCCGGAGUAUGCAUAGGCCUAUGAUUGAUAUUUAUUAAAUGAAGCCAGAAAAGCAUUUCUCUAGCAUUUUCAACAGUCCUUUAGAACUUAGCACUGCUGAUCGUUGUACAACAAGAACAUGGCAGAAAAUAAAAGAUGCAAUUUUUUUUUUUUUUACAUAUCGUUCUGGAAAAUGUUGUGCAACAAGAACGUCAAAAUUUUAAUUUACUUGGACCUCUAUUUUUGUCCUCUUUGUCUGUUGCUGUAAUAAUCUUCUCCAAAGUGUGUGGGGUUUUGUUUUUCUGUCACCUUAUUUACUGUAUUUCAUGUCGUUGAGAUGAAUGUUUAUAUGCUCAACUGUGCCGGUCUCACUGUGCCGGUCUCACUGUGCUGGUCUCACUGUGUUGGUCUCACUGUGUCGGUCUCACUGUGCCGAUCUCGGUCUCACUGUGCCGAUCUCACUGUGCCGGUCUCACUGUGCCGAUCUCACUGUGCCGGUCUCACUGUGCCGAUCUCGGUCUCACUGUGCCGGUCUCACUGUGCCGAUCUCACUGUGCCGGUCUCACUGUGCCGGUCUCACUGUGCCGAUCUCAGUCUCACUGUGCCGGUCUCACUGUGUCGAUCUCACUGUGCCGGUCUCACUGUGCCGAUCUCACUGUGCCGGUCUCACUGUGCCGAUCUCACUGUGCCGAUCUCACUGUGCCGGUCUCACUGUGCCGGUCUCACUGUGCCGAUCUCACUGUGCCGGUCUCACUGUGCCGAUCUCACUGUGCCGGUCUCACUGUGCCGAUCUCACUGUGCCGGUCUCACUGUGCCGGUCUCACUGUGCUGGUCUCAAUGUGCCAAUACCUUUGCUGUGAUAGUGUUUGGCUCACAUUAGGAUAACAUGGCUCCAUGUGUUGACAGCUUGUUGCCCGAAACACAUACAGAGCUGCAAUGACUAUAUUUCUGUUUUUAAUGGUAGAUCAACCCACAUGUGAUGGAUUUUCUAAUGUCUUAUGGGUUUGAGAUAAAUUACUACACACUUUUAGUUCUUUUCAAAUUAUUAGAAGUAUGAUUAUAGUAAGCAACAAACCUUGUUGGUAUUAAUUUCCUGAUCAAAAUACAGAUACCAAACUAAAACUAUUUCUAUUUCACAUGCCAACAGUCAGUUUCAUUUACUGGUCAUUUUAUAAAAUCUGUGUCACACAAAUCUGAAAAUAUUGUUUUGUGAUAAUUGGCUUUACCCAAAAUGUGAAACAAUAUAUUUAAUGGACAAGUUGUUGCCCCAUUUCAUGGAACAGGUCACAUUUAUUAAAUGCAUGUUUUUAAUAAUUUUAUGUAAUGCUUCUGUAAGAUGCUCUUACCACUCCUAGACAAGCUACAUUCACUUUGAAGGAUGUUUAUAUACAUACUAUGUGUAGAUAUGUAGAAAUGAUGCAACUGCCAGAUUACUCUGACUACAUUGUUACCUGACCUGUUGAGUUUGAGUCCUAUUACUUGUUAACACUUUUAUCAUUUGAAUUUCUUAUUGAGCAUAUUCAGUCUAGAAACAUCAACUUUCUUUCUCGUUGUCAUUGAUGGGAUUAUAAAAGUUAAUUUUCACAAUAUCAAUGAAUGCUAUGUGUGUAGAGUAAGAGUGGUGAGAUUGCAAGUACCUUUUACACAGUUUAAACAGAUAUUCAACCAAAGUAGAACUGGUAUUUACACAUCCUAAAUAGAACAUCUGUAUGAGGUUAUGUUUAUUGUGAGAAAUUGAAAAACAACCCAAGGUGCACCACAGACUUUUGGGGACACAAACGCCUAUGGGUUUUGUUAUAGCUGCUUCCAGGGUUGUCAUGAAGUGGGCCGUACCAGAUUCUGCACUGUGACAAUGCAGUAAAAUCAAUGUAACACAGUUCAGAAGGACAUAGAGGUGAUCUGAUUUCAGAACAGAUCCACACAAGACCAUUAGUUUCCAGGAAGAGAAAAGGGAGGUUUUCUAGACUGAAUGUGGAAUUAUCAUGAUGUUUUAAAUAUGUAUCACCCUGAAGUAUGAAUUUAUGAGACAUUUAACUAAUUGUUGUUUUCCUAGCAUUCACAAUCAUGUGAUACAGACAAUAUCUCCUUGUUUGUUUGUACAUUUCUCUUACAUAAAACAGUAGAGGAUGUCAAUCAAACUGGGAUAUUUUUCAGCUGUAGACUACUGGCAGACACAUAUGGAUGGACAUCAGCAUGCAUCAAUAUGACACAGUGCUUCAGUUAGGAAUGCAUGGAUGGGAGUCAUGCGGCUCAUAUACAAUGAAUGUACAGUUAACUUAAGGCAUUUAGCAGGCUGUUCUUCUUGGGGGGAAAACACACAGAUUCAUGAAAGACAGACUGAGCAAGGUGUUAUAUCAAUAGUGUAGAAAUGUAGUGUAAGAAAUGAACACUGACUGUAAGGCAUUAACCCCUAUUGAAGGGGUUGGAACUAAAUAUAAGGGCAUCAACAGAGAGUCUCAGACAUUAACACUAACUGGAAAGCAUGAACCCUGCUAAAGGCAUCUACACUGACUGUAAGGCAUCUACACUGACUGAAAGGCAUCAUCAGACAGAUUGUAAGGCAUCUACUGUGACUGUAGAACACAUCUGCACUGACUAAAUAUAUACAGAAUUAAACAGGGUUGUGGACAUGAUUUCCAUCCAAAUAUCCCAAUGUAGCCCAUUUCUCCAUGCCAUGCUCACAUUUCUUGUUUCUCUAUUAUUCCUAGCCCCUUCAUCUUGUUAUGCUGUUGUUGUGUAGGAAUUGUUAUUCUGUUAAGCAUUACACUUACUAGCUGUUCUUACCAUUCAGUUGAUCAAUAUUUGUCAAAUAAAACAAUUGAUUGUG
Molecule: messenger RNA, 13597 nt
Organism: Haliotis rufescens (red abalone)
Lineage: Eukaryota; Metazoa; Mollusca; Gastropoda; Lepetellida; Haliotidae
Product: otoferlin-like
Exons: 53
Coding region: 268-6900 (2210 amino acids)
Biological process (GO): plasma membrane organization
Cellular component (GO): membrane
Source: RefSeq, a predicted model, not a curated record